AUGCGUAACCUAAACCAUGAGGGCAUUGAUCUUGGUAGCGGCCGUGAUUCACGCUGUUCUCGGCGGUGGCAGCCACUUCUCGGUUCGGCUCCCGUUCCUCAACCCUGCCGGUGUCACGUAUUUGGACGGCCCAGCACCAGCUGGGCUCGCAGCCGGACCAUUGCAGUAGGAUACGCUGCAGGCCCUGCUGAAUUUAGUUACGCCGCGCCGGCCGUAGGAUACACUGCAGCACCGGUACAGACAUUAGCCGCAGUCCCCACCGUGCACCACGUUCCAGGAGUGGCUGACGUACCUGUGACUCGCGUUGAAGCUCAGCCCGGAUUGAUCCAGAAGGUAGUCGACGUUGCGAAGCCCGCUGUAUCUACCCGCAAGUUCCAACUUCGCCGUCCCGCUAUCCAGAAACAGUUUUACGACAUCGAGGAGCGAGUGGUGGUCCGACCAGCCGGUUCUGCCCUCGUCGAGCUCGAGGAACCUUUGGCAAAGAUACAGAAGGGCCCUGCGGUCAUCAGCCCUUUGGAUUCUCUGGCCGUGGGAGCCGCCCCCAUCCAACACGCGCCUAUCGCCGUCGCCCCAUCCCCUGCUCCUGAGCCGGUGUUCGUGUCAACCACUCCUGCCCCAGUUUUUGGACCCUUUCCAGGACAAGGACCAGUCGCUCUUCAGGACGAGGAGUCCGUUGUGGUUGACAAUCCUGACUUCGCAGCCCGGGCAUCCUUUUCCGCAGAGAGCCACCAGCUGGAGACUGAGCAGCAAGCCCUCAACGUCCAACAGCAGGACUUGCAGGCCAGACAGCACCUCCUCGAAUCCAGACGACAGCAACUGUCAAGGACCCACACGGAAGCUCGUCCACUAGGUCCUGGUCCCUUGCCUGGAAUCGGCGGGCCCCUUGCUAGAGCCGGCCCAGCUGUCGAGGUCCACGCUAACGGAGCCCCUCACGACGUCGUUCCCUCGCUCCGUGCCCUGAGUCCCGAGGUGAACCAAGCCAAUCAGCAGCGUCUCAUCCAACUGCUGACCGCACGCGGGGGUGUCGCGGAGGUCGGUUUCGGUCACGAGGGACCCAGCCCACUUCCCGUAGGCGACGUGGGCCCGGUCCGGGCCCGCGUCUUGUCCGCAACCCCGGCACCUCCACACGCUGACCCCACGGGUGAACGCGUGUCCACUCGCCGCGUGGUAGUCAGCCGACCUAUCGAGACGGUGCAGGACAUCGACGUGGUGGAGCCCGUCACGAAGCUGGAGCGCAUCGCUGUCAACCACCCAACCCUGUUCAAGACGGUUCAUCACGAUGUGGCCCGCGUACCGACAUCGGUGCCCGUCCUGGGUAAAACCCUGACACCUGCCAUUGCCCAUGCGGCCGUGCCUUACGGUUAUGCCGGUUAUGCCCAUUAA
Molecule: messenger RNA, 1383 nt
Organism: Zootermopsis nevadensis
Lineage: Eukaryota; Metazoa; Arthropoda; Insecta; Blattodea; Termopsidae
Source: RefSeq, a predicted model, not a curated record